GGCCGAUGAUAGUUUAACGAAUGGUAACGAGUUCAGCCGACUGGGGCCGAAGUUUAGCCAAUGAUGUUCCGCUUCAUCCAAACAUCUCACUAGCUUCAGAGCUAGCCCAGUAGAUUCAGUGUUUUCUUUUGUAAUGUAUUGAAUGCCUUUUCACUUAUUUUAAAUACAAACACAACUAUCCCAGAUCGCAACAAUGGAUAGCGAAAUGUCAGAUAUUGACCAUGCACCAGGGCCAGAGACCAGCAGUAUGGAUGGAGAGAAUGCACCACUGUACUGUAUCUGCAGGAAACCCGACAUCAACUGUUUCAUGAUCGGCUGUGAUAACUGUAAUGAGUGGUUCCAUGGACACUGCAUCAACAUCACAGAGAAGACUGCAAAGGCAAUCCGAGAAUGGUACUGCACGAACUGCAGAGGUGAAAACUCGUCACUGGAAAUAAAGUAUAGAUCCAAGAAACCCAAAGAGAAGGACACUGAGCCUGACAGAACUGAAAAAUCCUACAGCACCCCGAGUACUCCAGACUAUAAGAGUGAAAGGCGGCGUGGAUCUAAAGUGAAGCGUUCAGUCCGUAUGUGUGGGGAAUGUGAGCCCUGCAGAAGGACUGAGGACUGUGCUCAGUGUGACUUCUGCAAGGACAUGAAGAAGUUUGGAGGCCCAAACAAAAUCAGACAGAAGUGCAGGUUUAGGCAAUGUGAGGUUCGAGCCAGGAACGUUCUUUGUUGUAAGAGGGGUAUCAUUCAUGAAGAAGCUUCAAAGAAAAUGCUGCGCGUGAAGGACGAAGAACUAUCUCUGCAAGAAAGGAGAGAGAACCACAGACGGAGACGGUACUCUGACGACUAUGACAGUGAAGCAGAACUCUACCAGCAGUAUAAGGCAGCAGGAAUCAAUAAUAGCCUGACAUGGGCUACUGAUGACGAUGAUGAGCCCCCUUUCAGUCCAGUCAUGCGCAAGAAAGCUGUGAAGGUGAAGCAUGUCAAAAGACGAGAAAAGAAGUUUGACAAAAAGAAGGAGGCACGACGUCACAAACAGAAGCAGAAGCACAAAGACAAAACCAGAUACAGUGAGAAGGGAGAGCUCCGGGAUAACACAGGUCAGCGUCAGUGUCUAGGGCCAAACUGUGUGGAAGCAGCAAGAGCCAACUCCAAAUACUGCUCUGAGGAUUGUGGCAUGAAGUUAGCAGCAAACCGGAUUUAUGAGAUCCUCCCUCAGCGUAUCCAGCAGUGGCAGCAGAGUCCCUGCAUCGCUGAGGAGCAUGGUAAAAAGCAACUUGAGCGCAUUCGUAAGGAACAGCAGAAUGCCCGGCUGCGUCUCACAGAAAUGGAGCGGCGCUUUCAUGAACUCGAAGGCAUCAUUGCCAAGGCCAAGCAGCAGGCGGUUCAGCAGGACGAGGAGGUGAAUGAAGGUGACAGUGAGGACACAGACCUGCAGAUUUUCUGUGUCUCUUGUAGUCAUCCAAUCAAUCCAAAAGUGGCGCUGAGACAUAUGGAGAGAUGUUACGCAAAGUAUGAGAGUCAGACGUCCUUUGGUUCCAUGUACCCUACAAGAAUAGAGGGAGCAACCAGACUGUUCUGUGAUGUGUACAAUCCCCAAAGCAAAACAUAUUGUAAGAGGCUUCAGGUUUUGUGUCCAGAACACUCGAGAGAUCCUAAGAUCCCAGUGGAUGAGGUGUGCGGAUGUCCUCUGGUGAAGAAUGUGUUUGAGCUGACUGGAGAUUACUGCAGAGUCUCCAAAAGGAAAUGCAACAAACAUUACAACUGGGAAAAGCUGAGGAGAGCAGAAGUUGACCUGGAAAGGGUCAGAGUGUGGUACAAGUUGGACGAGCUCUUUGAACAGGAGCGUAAUGUCAGGACUGCAAUGACCAACAGAGCUGGUCUGCUCGCUCUGAUGCUGCACCAAACUAUUCAGCAUGAUCCCAUUACGACUGAUCUCAGGACUAACAAAGAUAGGUAGUGGAACUUGUCUGCAUCUCAGAAUCUCUGUAUGCAACAUGGCUUUGAACUUAAUAACUACCAUUUGAACGAUUUUAUAACUAGAUGAUUAUUUUAAAACCUUUGUAUGAGUAUUAACUUGAAGAUGUUAACGGAUGGAUAUAUAUUUUUUGAUUGGUAGAUGAAUUGCUGUUUUGAAACUGCUGGUUUUGGUAUGAUUGACCUGAAUAAACAUCUUAAAGUGCUAA
Notolabrus celidotus (New Zealand spotty) is the source of this 2174-nucleotide messenger RNA. RefSeq names its product CXXC finger protein 1b (gene cxxc1b). The record is from RefSeq and is a predicted model, not a curated record. Gene Ontology annotation, biological process: positive regulation of DNA-templated transcription. Lineage: Eukaryota; Metazoa; Chordata; Actinopteri; Labriformes; Labridae. Gene Ontology annotation, cellular component: Set1C/COMPASS complex. The transcript is spliced from 15 exons. Gene Ontology annotation, molecular function: zinc ion binding; DNA binding. Bases 194 to 1948 code for a protein of 584 amino acids.